Molecule: messenger RNA, 705 nt
Organism: Salmo salar (Atlantic salmon)
Lineage: Eukaryota; Metazoa; Chordata; Actinopteri; Salmoniformes; Salmonidae
Product: E3 ubiquitin-protein ligase TRIM47-like
Molecular function (GO): zinc ion binding
Source: RefSeq, a predicted model, not a curated record
AUGGCUUUGUUCCAGUGCUGUAUCUGCCUAGACAUCUUCACUAACCCAUUCUCUAUACCCUGUUGCCACAACUUCUGCCUGGCCUGCAUCAAAGGCUACUGGGACACCGGCGACCGCUUUGAGUGCCCCCUCUGUAAGGAGUGCUUCCGCCGCCGGCCUGAGUUAUGGAUCAACCGUGCUUUAAAGGACUUCACAAAGCACUGUAAGAGAUCGCUGAAGGUCAAAGCCCGGCAGGCGGAGGAAGAUGAUUAUCAAGAUAUAGGAGUAUCAGUGGCACAGUGUUCCCCAGGGCUCAGUCCUGAGCCCGAUGCAGUUUCCUGCGAUUUCUGCACUGGGACAAAGCAGAAGACUGUUAAGUCCUGUCUUGUGUGCCAGGGGUCAUACUGCAAGACACACCUGGGGCCUCACCAGAGAGAGUCGGCCCUCCAGAGGCACAGGCUGACAGACACAGCAACCUUCACCAUGCCCGCCUUGUGCAGGAAGCACAAGCGUCCCCUGGGCCUCUUCUGCAGGAACAACCAGACACCGGUGUGUGCGAGAUGCACCGAGACUGACCACAAGGGCCACAACACUUUUCCUAUGGAGAGAGAGAGCGCAAAAAGAUUAAGCAAACUCAUGAAAAAGACUGAAGGUGAUUUGCUGAGGAUGGUUCUGGACAGACUGAGUAAGAUGGAUGAGAUCAAACACUCAGUGGAGCUCAGCUGA